AGAGAGAGAGAGAGAGAGAGAGCGCGUGUGUAGUAAAAGCAAAGGAUCUGAUAAAGAAGAUGGAGGCAUGCUGGUGGUGAGAGAGUUUUUCUUCUUCCUUUAUCUACUCAUCUUUGGAUCUCUUUUUCAUGAACCCAUCUUCUUCUUCUUCUUCUUCUUCUUCUUCUCGCUAACAAGAGCAACAAAUUUCUGAGCUUUUUCCGUUUGGUAAAUUGGAGCUUUCUACUCUUUGAAUUUUGCCGUCUACCUUCCGUUCUUGCAUCUGCAGAUUUUUGUGAUCUUAAGUUUAGGUUAUCUUCCUCUAUUUCUUGACAUUUCUGGAUGUUGAAGGACGGUGCAUUUUGAUUUUUUUUUUUGUUUCUUUUUCCUUCCUUUUUCGUUCCUUUUACGCACUCAAUUUCUAAGUCUGAGAAGCGAGGAGUGGAGCCAGAGAUUUUUUUUUUUUUUUUUGGUGGGGGAAAUUGGUGGGAUUUUCGCCUUGUUUGUGAUGUUGGAGCUUGUGUUUUCUGUUUGCAGAUUUUUUUUUUGCGGAAAGCUUUGAUCUUUGAUCUUUCAAGUCAUUUUUUUGGUGUAAAGUUGGUGUCUUGGCUGUGAAAUAAUGGAUCACCUACCACUGCUUGGUUGAAUUUCGCCACUUAUUGUGAUUUGAAGGUGAGAUUGUAACUGAAAUGUGAAACCUUUUAUGUUCUUAAUUUUUAACGUAAUUAGGAAUAAAGAAAGUUGGGAGUG
Rubroshorea leprosula is the source of this 729-nucleotide messenger RNA. Lineage: Eukaryota; Viridiplantae; Streptophyta; Magnoliopsida; Malvales; Dipterocarpaceae. The record is from the annotation of a GenBank genome assembly.